Jatropha curcas is the source of this 3076-nucleotide messenger RNA. RefSeq names its product transcription initiation factor TFIID subunit, putative (DUF688). The record is from RefSeq and is a predicted model, not a curated record. NCBI's taxonomy places the organism in Eukaryota, Viridiplantae, Streptophyta, Magnoliopsida, Malpighiales, Euphorbiaceae.
GGAAAGCAAAAGCGUAGCCAAAGAGGUAGCAAUCCCUGUCUCUGUUUCUUUCUCUCCAUGAAUACCUUACCCUGUCUCUCUCUCUGAUCUUUCUACGCAGAAAUUGUAAAAGCAUGCUAAGCUCUCUCUCUCUCUCUCUCUUAUCACUUUCCUUUGUUUUCACUCAUUCCCAAAAUUCACGGCAUUAUUUUAGGUCCCCAUUAAGCAGUAACGCCAACCUCACUUCACUCUCUUUUCAUUAACUCACUCAUCGGUAUGUCUUUUUUUCUUUCUUCUUCAUCUUUCAGUUUCAUUCAGUGAGUGAUAAUUUUGACGAGACGAUACAUUUUUCUCCAAUUGCUUUCUUUCUGUUCAGAUCAUUCAAGAUUUAAUUUUUGGAGGGACUCGCCAUUAAUAUAGGCUAUUAUGUGCAAUUGGUGAACUUUGGAUUUGCUUAAUUAUUUGUGAAAGUAAUGAUGGAGGAGAGGAAAUUAAAUUUCAAUGCGCCACUUAUGUCAGUGAGGCGAUCAUCUACUGCAACAAAACCUUCAAAUGUAACAAAAGGGAAGAAAUUUGAGAAUGCCCAGCUCGUUAAACGUAAUACCCUCCCUUCUUAUAAGUCAGAUUUCAAUUUGGAUCAAGUAACAGAACCAGUUGCAGUUCCUUUUCAUUGGGAACAGAUCCCUGGUAGACGCAAGGAUGGUAGUAAGCCUGAUCCUCGAGGUUGCGAGGAGGCUUCUGUGACUCCAAGGUUUACUCCUCGAAGAGCAUUGGAUGUUGUAAAACACAUUGAGGAUAAGAAACCAGAAGAUCAAGUUGCGUUUAGGCCUCAAAUUCAAUCUAAUUCAUUCAAUGAUAUUGCGAAUGGAUUGGAUUGCUCAAAGGAAGGAGUGAAUGAGAAAUCUGAUUUCAAUUCAGAAAAUGAUGAUGACGAUGAUCUUUACUCUGAUGCACGUGACACGCUGUCUGGAAUGGAUUCUUUCUCUGUUGACUGUAGUGUAAGUGGUGUGAGUGGCUUUGAUAGUCUGGCUGUGAAGCCGUCAGGAACCUUCAAUGCUGAUCCACAAACCCGAGAUUUCAUGAUGAGUCGCUUCUUACCUGCCGCCAAGGCAAUGACUCUGGAGGCACCUCAAUAUGCUUCAAGAAAGCAACCUGUAUCAGGUGAACAACCUAGGCAGAUAGUGCAGGUUGUUCAACGAGAUAGGACACCUCCUGUUAAUCGAAAAGAAUCUUUUAAUGUUCCAAGUUAUCACCAGGAUUUAGUAGAUGAAGAAAGUGAAGAUGAAUGUGAUCAGUAUGUCAAUUAUGGAAAAAUAAUGACUAAAGGUUGUGGUCUGCUUCCUCUGUUAUGCGUAAAGAAUUCUUUGCGGCUCGUAAAUCCUGUUCCUGGGAUGAAAGUUAGGAACCAAUCUCCAAUGUCUGCUGCCCGCGACAUUAAGAGAAUGACUAAAUCUGUUUACUCCAGAUCACAGAGUCCAACCAUAAAUAAGCCUGCCAAGGAUCCUGUUCAUAAAAAAGAACCAGACAAUGAAGUUCAAUCCCCUAGGCUAGUAGGGGUUGAUAACAAGCUGACUGGUGGAUCUAAUCGGUUCACUUAUGCAAGAGACAGACAAAUGAUAAGUAGGACAUCUCCUUUUAGGCGUUCAGGGGCCAUCUCUCCUUACCGCAAUGAAGCACCUCAAUCUCCCUUCCCUAUAGGGGGAUUCCUGGGAGUUCCUAAAGACCUUGAAAAUUUCAAGGCCAAUAAGUUGAAUUUGUAUGGUAAAUGUUAUAGUAAAUCACAGGAACUAGUACCUUAUCAUGGCCUUAGACAUGGAUCUCGCCCGCUGAGCCCCACCACUGAGAAGACACUGUAUGUAGAUACUGUAAAUGUGGCAGGAUUAUUGUGUUCAAAUGCUGGUUCCUCUGAUAUCAAGAAGGGUGGAAUGGGGCCUGCAGAGAAGGAUAUUAAGUCUUUGUUAAGUAGCAGAGAAAUUCAAGAAACCUAUACUAUAGAAUCCACUUCUAAAGAUGUGACAUCCCUGAAUUUUCCAGAACAAAAAUCUGGUGAUGCUGAUUUAUCUCUUCUCUCAGACAUGUCAACUCACAGAGAUCAAUGGGACACAGGAGAGGACUUGUCACAGGAAUCAUUGGCAUUGGUAUGUGUAAGUACAACCACAGAAGGAAAUCUAAAUAUUGAGAAUGAUCAGAUUUCAAACAUGGACAUAGGAAAUGCAAAAACUGGUUUUGCUCAGUGUUCUCUUCCUCCAUCUCUACCCAAAACUCCUUCUGAGUCUUGGCUUUCGCGUACCCUGCCUACUGUUUCCUCUCAAAAUCCUUCUUCACAUUUAUACCGCGGCACCAAUUUUCGGAGUAAGCGGCAGGAUUCUAAGACAACUUCUACUAGUACCAAAUGGGAAAACAUUGUGAAAUCAUCGUACUUGCAUAAUGAUCACGUACGCUAUUCUGAGGAAUUAUUUCCUCAUGCUUCUCAGCAAUUUUAAAGUUAAAGAUUUGAAAGCCUUUUCUACAUUCUCCAAGCAUCAUUGUUUAGUUUGAAGGUCACGCAGCCCCCUUUUUUUGGUGGGGAUGAUCAUUCUACCACUCAAUUACUUCUGUAACUGACAGGUGGAGAAUCAAUUUGCAUUGCCUACCUACUUGCACUGGUAUAAACCCGAGGCGAUCAAUGGGAAUAUAGCAUCUUGAUCUGGUAUUUCCCUGAUAUUUGUGUUUUGCAGGAAUCAGUAUGACCCAUUUUAGCCAUGAUCAGAUACACCUUGAUCCGAUGGCAUUCUGUGCCAUUGCAGAAUUAAGAAAAUAUAUCGUAGAUUAGAUAACCCGGUGCUCGUACCCUUACAAAGCAGUUCAGGAAAAUUAAAUUUUGUUUGAGUUGGCAUGUGGGUAUUUUAAAUAAGCAUCUCUGUUAGUAACUGGAGUUUAUGGCGUUGUUAUGUAAAUGUGCCUUGGUGAGCGGCUUGUAUUUGUGUAGAUAAAUUAUUUGUCUUAUUUAAAGAAUUAUUUGUCCAUCCCACGAUUUUAUGUGCUACUAUCUUUUUACUGAUGCAUAGGAGAAAAAGAGGUAACUUCUCCUUGCUCCAAAGAAGGAAUUUUGCGGAAA